AUGGAUGAGGUGCCUACGAUCCAUGACGCCUUGAUGCGCUCUUCUUUCCCUCCUGCAAGUCGGCUACCCUCCAGAUUCAUUUGUCCGUCCCGGACUGGGUGCAAAAACCACCCACAAAGUCGCACCUUCACAACAGGACGUCCUCACUUUGUUCCGCAUACUUCAUGUGAGAAAGCAGAAGCCAAGGGUGUUGUAACUUUGGGCUUGGCCGGCCACACACACACAGAAACACACACAUACUCACACAUUGCUGUUAGUUAG
Messenger RNA from Protopolystoma xenopodis, 261 nucleotides. The record is from the annotation of a GenBank genome assembly. NCBI's taxonomy places the organism in Eukaryota, Metazoa, Platyhelminthes, Monogenea, Polystomatidea, Polystomatidae.